This is a messenger RNA of Pocillopora damicornis (cauliflower coral), 2909 nucleotides long. RefSeq lists its product as uncharacterized. Lineage: Eukaryota; Metazoa; Cnidaria; Anthozoa; Scleractinia; Pocilloporidae. The record is from RefSeq and is a predicted model, not a curated record. Gene Ontology annotation, molecular function: calcium ion binding; protein binding.
AAGGAGAAAAAUAAAUUUUUUUAAAAAUUUAGAUUGAAAUCUUAUGGUAAUUUUCUAUCGUAGGGUUUUGCCAUAAAAGAUACCGUUAACUACACUAUUCACCCUACCCUACUUAGGUUCGGGUGCAUAGCAACUAAGACAUCUAAAUGAGGACAUGAAAAGAGAUUUGGAAAAUAUUCAGAACAUCUUGCGCCGCAGUUAUGUUUUGUUUUUCAUAACUAAGUGGAAUGUUCUUUAUCUACUGGAUGCGUUAAAUGCCCUAAAACCUUCUUCAAGAAGGUAGGGCAAAUAAUGUUUUUCACUUCUCACCAUGAAAUCCUCGAAGUCUGUUAAAUCUAAUGGAACAAAUACUCAUGGAAUCCAUGGAGACACGAUUACAGCGACGAAUUUGGUUGAUAAGCCAGAUAUUUUACCUAUUAAAAAGCAGGCAGCAAAGAAGGUCAUAUAUCGCCGAGCAAUUACACCAUUACCUCCUAAAACUACCUCAACUGCUAAACCAACUUCAAGACCACAAACUUCCCUAGGGCUUUAUAAUGGGAAGGAUGGUAGCUUUGAUGUUUUGUCAACUGAGUCCAGACCAAGCUCCGCAUUUGGAUUCAACAGCAAUAAUGACAGAACAGCAAGUGGACACAAAAUUUCCAGAUUGAAAAGUCCUCAAAAAGGUAAAAGUGGGGUCAAGAGCUCACAAAAAUCUAAGAAAGUUCCACCAAAAGCCAGAGUGGUCUGGAAGGAUAAUGCUGAACAGCAAGGACAAGCAACAAACACUGAUGUGAAAUCGGCAAACGCUGAUCAACCAAAAUUAAAUGGCAGUGGGAGCAAUUCUUUAACUCCUCAAACAUGGGCAAGGAGCUCAUUAGACAGAGAGAGAGUUCUUCCUCGUCGACGCACAGGAUUCAAUGCAGGUGCCCUUAUUCCUGGAUCUGUCUCCACCAUGGUGUCCCUCCCAGAAACUGAUGAAAAUCAAAACACGGCUUCACUAGCCUCCCCUUCAUUUCAAGAUAUCUUGGACCAUGAUGCAAGUUCUGAAUAUGAUACUGAUCUGGAAGAAGACUUUCCAGUGCCACGAAAAGCUUUUGAUCCUACUGGAAAAAAUUUAUACCACAAGUUAUGCAAAGAGGGAGAUCUUGUUCCAGUUUCAUUCCUGUCUGACCGCCUCAACUGUCAGGAAGUGAUCAUGAAACAUCAUGGGCUUGGAUCACAGGGAACAUUUCCUAUUGCUAGAGCUCUUAUUAAAAACACAUUUACAGAGAAGUUAGAUUUGACAGAUAACUAUAUAGAAGCAGCUGGAGGGGUAGCGCUUGCCAGAAUGUUGCUGGACAACUGUUACAUCACUGAGAUUAACCUGUCAGAAAAUUUCCUCCGAUCAGAGGGUGGCUUAGCUUUUGCCAGCAUGUUACUGAAGAAUCAGUCUUUGGUAAAGUUGGUGUUAAGAUGUGAGAGAAUUACUAAAUAAAUGAGAUUAAGGAGUGAAAGGAGUAAAUUAUUUUUUGAGGUGCAUGGGUUGAUUAUCUUUUUAAACUUUGAAUUUCUGCUUUUCGUUCUUGCAAAUGGGGAAGGUCUUAGAUCUCCUAGGUAUACUGAACUGUUUCAUUUGGUCUUGUAACACCAGACGAAUGAUUGUCUAGCUCAUCUAAACAUUUCUUGGAAUGGCUUAUCGUUGCUGGGUUGUGUUGCACUGGGACGAUUUCUAAAGAAGAAUGAAGCUUUGGAAUCACUCGACAUAAGUAACAAUCGUAUUGGACUAUUGGCAACACAAAAGCUAGCCCUUGGCAUUGCUGCUCAUCCAAAUCUCAAGGUUCUCAAGAUCGGUAAGAAUCCAAUAGGUGACGGAGGUGUUGAGACACUUUUAAAUGUCAUUAAAGCUCAUCGAGCAAUCAAGUUCUUGUCUCUUGAGGACAUCACUGUAUCUCCAAAAAUUUACGAUGAAAUAAAAGAGAUCGAGAAGGAAAAGGGUGUCACUAUUAUUACAGGCGGUAUUGGUGGUUAUAAAAGACCCAAGGAAAUGCCCCCUGGUAUGCGUAUACUGCUUACUUUCAUUCAAGAUAACCGGCUUCGCCUGGUUGACUGGUUUAACCAGUUUGACAAGGACCACAGUGGUGGUAUUUCUCGCGAGGAGUUUAAGAUCGGGCUGAAGGAGACUGGGCUUGUGAUGACGCAGAGGCAGCUUGAUCGUUUGAUUGACUUCAUCGACAUAAAUGACGAUGGUGAAAUUGAGUACAGUGAACUUAUGCGAGGUCGUGAGAUUACAAUACAAGAAAUUCGCCAAGAGAAAAAAAUUGAAGAAAGGCAGAGAAAGUUUGAUGAGGAGCGCAUGCGUCUGCCUAAACUAGAGGGCUACGAUUACGACCUUAUGUAAAGAGGAAACUGGGGGACCGGUACUACGCCGGUGAAGUGUUCAGGUCUGCAUAUGCAUCGAGGGGACUGGGACAGGCAACAUUUAACGCACAGUUGUAGAACAAGAAACGUGUCUUAUGUACAUCAGUACGAAGAGAUGCUGUGUUAAACAGUGACGUGAUAUACAUGGAACUAUUGAUUAUUUAUUGGCUCUGCAAAAGUGAAUGUGAUUGUGGCUUUUAAACCGGGAAUGGCCGAAAUAGAGCUCGGAGAUAUUCGUAAAUGUUCGAAUGCUUGGAAGUUGAACAGCUAAUCUAUGGUCAAGGAUGGUCGACUCUGUAAAUUUACACUUUUACUGACAUUUUAAGUUAACGAACGAAAUUUGUUGAACUUCAAAAUUUUUUCCACCCAACUUAAUUUAUAACUGUCAGAUGUAAUAUAUUUUUACUUGCUCUUAAAAAGACGAGUCGUAUUUCGAAAGAAUCGAACUGAUGAUGUCUAAUUUAUAUGUGUGGAGCUCAUUUUUAUUGCAAAAGAUAGUGAUUAAAGGCAAAGAAAGAAAUCAUGUUUUCGAA